Molecule: messenger RNA, 898 nt
Organism: Suillus paluster
Lineage: Eukaryota; Fungi; Basidiomycota; Agaricomycetes; Boletales; Suillaceae
Exons: 3
Source: RefSeq, a predicted model, not a curated record
GAGCUACGUGUACAGGACUACCUCAAAGCUUACACAACCACCGGUCGACCACCAGCGCCAGUCCCCGAUCAACCACCCACCACAAAUGCUAGACAUGCACUCGGCUUACCACCACUAUUUUCUCCCAUUCCAAUAGAAUCGACCCCGAGCAUGAGUACUGUAGGCGUUACGGCCGAAAAGGCCAUAACAAGCCCCAGUGAUCUGCCUACCAUACAAGUAUUUCAGACGACCAAAACGCCGAUCGACGGGCAGUUCCAGAGCAUUACAGCGCAAACUACGUUUAGUUUGUUCUCCUAUGAGGAAUUGCGGCUUUAUGCAUAUCUUUCAGGCAACAUCAUGCCUCCAACCCCACUUCCAUCAGAUAUACUCCCUUCGGACAGCGUGUCCACACAAGUACAAGUGCUACAUCCGUUUUAUGCCAGUGAUUCAGCAGCAACCGCGUUCACGAGCGUCAACCUUACUGGUGCUCCAGAAUCCUACAUGAGCAUCUCGACGUCUUCCAAAUUCGACAAACAUUCUUUCGAGGAACUACGGCUAGCGUAUCUCCUUGCUGGCAAGGAGCUUACCUCAAUCGAGAUCCCGACACGUGGAUUGCUAACGGCACCGGCACCGGCUGCCCCACCCCUUUUUGGACGCCCGCGUGGCGACACGCUCUCGAUAGUGAAUCCCGUACAUUCUUUUUGAACUUAUCUGUCGUCUUGUACCACCUACCGUAUACCAUCAUCGCUUCGUACUUGUACCGCAGAAUGUUGUUGUUCUGGUAAUGUCAUAGGGAGAUCGAGAAGUUUAAUGUACACACUAUGUAUUCGAGUCAAGUUGGGGGGUCUUUGGGGUGUACUAAUUCAUAAUCAACUUCUCUGGUUAUACACUGGAUAUUGGUUGCGUUCGCAACGAAGGC